Molecule: messenger RNA, 207 nt
Organism: Lactuca virosa
Lineage: Eukaryota; Viridiplantae; Streptophyta; Magnoliopsida; Asterales; Asteraceae
Source: the annotation of a GenBank genome assembly
AUGAUCAUAUCUCGUUGUUGUCCUUUGCUCAUUGGCCAUCAAUAUGAACAUGUUGACAACUAUGCUGGAUUCUCUGAUAAUCAUACCCGGUUUGCUGGUCAUGAGGAGGAAAUUGAUCGGAAGUUAAUGGAAGCCUUCUUCUUCAGGGAUGCUCUUCCACAUCACAAAUUGGCUGACAUUAUAUCUGGGGGAAGAAAUACAUUUUAG